AUGACAGAAGACCAGGAUUUGAUGGCCAAGAUCAGCCAGCUUGCUGGCCAGAUCAAUAGGCACAAAACCGAACGCUCCCACACAGAGCCCCCCUACAGUAGCGAAAUAUCCGCAGGUCAACACGUAUCGCGACAUGUUCCUUCUCGAGGGCGUGGCUGGGCACCGUAUCGCGGCCGACCUUACGCGCGAGGACGUCAUGUAGCUGCUCCCCACCGCCACCGUACCCUCAUCCUCAACAACACAGCAGCACCCGGGACCUCCGGCUCGACCACGCCCGCUGGAGCGGCGACUGAGACAGACGGUGAGGCGCGAUCAACCCCCCCGAACGAAUGGGUUGUGAAACGCGAUCGCCAUAUGCAGCUGAUCAACACCUCGAUAUACGACCAGGAGACCCAGGCGAGGACGAAGGCGAUAGAGGAGAGUCGCAAGACCAAGCAGCAGAAGAGGGCACAGGUUGAGCAGGCUCGAGUCCUCAAUUAUGCGCAGGGGUUCGGUCGAGCGUACCCUGCCGCCUUUUCGGCGCCCCAGGUGGCGGCGACUGCGGAGCCCUCGGCCGAACAUCAGGUUCUAGUCAACGACAUCCCAUUCCGCGUAUCGCGUGGAGGGAGCAAGUUGGUCAGAGUGUCUAGUGCGUCUGUUGAAGAUAUUCUAGUCAAGCGAGCUGGCUUACCGGUCCUAGAUGAUCCGAACACCGCCAACAACACGCCGAAACGAGUUACGGUCGCAGGGGUCGUUUUUGUCAGGAGUAAGAACGGGAAUCUCCAUCGCUUGGGUGCAGUAACGUCGAAAAGAAAACCAAUGGCGGUUAAGAAGAAGGACGCGCUUUGCCAGCGAUUCACUACGACGGGUACCAAUGCUUUCCCUACACUGGGCCUUCAAGUCGUCGAACGUUUAGGCAGCUGUUACAAAGGCCCCACGUGCGCCUACACCCACGACCCGAACAAAGUGGCCAUGUGCAAAGACUUCCUCCAGACUGGUACAUGCAAUGCAGGUAUAAGUUGUGAUCUAUCUCAUGAGCCUUCGUCCCACAGAUCCCCUGCUUGUGUGCAUUUCCUUCGAGGCCGCUGCUCCAAUCCAGAAUGUCGCUAUACCCAUGUCCAUGUUAACCCCGGCGCCCCCGUGUGCCGGGAUUUCGCGGUCUUAGGUUACUGUGAGAAGGGGGACAAGUGUGCCGAACGACAUAUCCACGAGUGCCCAGACUACGCCAACAACGGCAUUUGCCAUAAGAAACGCUGCCGACUGCCGCAUGUCGAUCGGGCCGGGCAGAUCAGGAAAAACACAACCGCAAGGACUGAUGUCACAAUUGAGGCGGAAGACUCUGACGCAUCCAGUGAGGAAGAAGAGCACGACGAAAUUGACACGGAUGACGUUGAUUCAGUCGAUCUUGAUGAUGACGAGUCGGAACUCAUUGCGGCGGAGACUGAUACCGGCGAGGUCUCGCAGCAGCGCGACUUCAUUCGUCUAUAA
Molecule: messenger RNA, 1467 nt
Organism: Aspergillus heteromorphus CBS 117.55
Lineage: Eukaryota; Fungi; Ascomycota; Eurotiomycetes; Eurotiales; Aspergillaceae
Product: CCCH zinc finger protein
Exons: 4
Coding region: 1-1467 (488 amino acids)
Cellular component (GO): nucleus
Molecular function (GO): metal ion binding
Source: RefSeq, a predicted model, not a curated record